This is a messenger RNA of Hippopotamus amphibius kiboko, 3658 nucleotides long. RefSeq names its product DNA polymerase delta 3, accessory subunit (gene POLD3). NCBI's taxonomy places the organism in Eukaryota, Metazoa, Chordata, Mammalia, Artiodactyla, Hippopotamidae. The coding region runs from base 352 to 1632 and encodes 426 amino acids. Gene Ontology annotation, biological process: DNA strand elongation involved in DNA replication; nucleotide-excision repair, DNA gap filling; DNA synthesis involved in UV-damage excision repair. Gene Ontology annotation, molecular function: DNA-directed DNA polymerase activity. The transcript is spliced from 13 exons. Gene Ontology annotation, cellular component: nucleus; delta DNA polymerase complex. The record is from RefSeq and is a predicted model, not a curated record.
GGUGGUGGCGAGGGGAGCGCAGAGGCGGCGGGGCCCGGCGCUGUGGCACCAUGGCGGACCAGUUUUAUCUGGAAAAUAUAGACGAGUUCGUCACGGACCAGAACAAAAUCGUGACAUACAAAUGGCUGAGCUAUACGCUAGGCGUUCAUGUUAAUCAGGCCAAACAAAACCUGCACACGGAUGUUUAUAGCAGCUUUACUGCCAAAACUUGGAAGCAACCAAGAUGCCUUCAGUAGCGAAAGGAUAAAUAAACUGUGGUACAUCCAGGCAAUGGAAUAUUAUUCAUCGGUGCUAAAAAAGAAAUGCGUUAUCAAGACUUAAAAAGACAUGAAGGAAACAAAUGCAUAUUAGAUGCUGUAUGAUUAUGUUGAAAGGAAGCGAAAGGAAAAUUCAGGAGCCCAACUGCAUGUCACUUAUUUAGUGUCUGGCAGUCUCAUUCAGAAUGGACAUUCCUGCCACAAGGUUGCAGUAGUGAGAGAAGAUAAAUUGGAAGCAGUGAAGUCCAAGCUAGCUGUGACUGCCAGCGUACAUGUGUACAGCAUCCAGAAAGCCAUGCUAAAGGACAGUGGGCCUCUGUUCAAUACCGACUAUGACAUCCUUAAAAGCAACUUGCAGAACUGCAGCAAGUUUAGUGCCAUCCAGUGUGCAGCUGCAGUUCCUAGAGCUCCUGCUGAUUCCUCAUCUUCUGAAAAGUUUGAGCAGUCAGAUCUUCCAGUAUCACCUGAGACACAAGCCGAUAAUGAGUUGACCACCAAUGGUCAUAGCCCAUCUGUCCCCAAACAGAGUUCCCAGCAGCCCAAAGGAAUCAUGGGCAUGUUUGCUUCUAAGGCUGCUUCUAAAACCCAAGAUGCCAACAAGGAAACCAAAACAGAGGCUAAAGAAGUAACGAAUGCAUCUGCGAUAAGCAGCAAAGCACCAGGGAAAGGGAGUGUGAUAAGCAAUUUCUUUGGAAAAGCUGCUAUGAAUAAACUUAAAGUCAAUUUGGAUUCAGAACAAGCAGUGAAAGAAGAAAAAAAAGUAGAGCAACCUCCACUGUCUGUCACUGAACCAAAGCUGGCAGCCCCCGCAGGCCUGAAGAAAUCUAGCAAAAAAGCAGAGUCUGUUAAGAUGCAGCAGAAGGAAAAAAAAAGGAGGAAGCAAGUGGAGUUAUCUGAUGAUGAGACAAAAGAAACUGAAAACAUGAAGAAAAAAAGGAGAAGAAUCAAACUUCCUGAGUCUGAUAGCAGUGAAGAUGAAGUCAUACCAGACUCUCCUGGGGCUUAUGAAGCUGAGUCACCAUCCCCACCUCCUCCUGCUUCUCCAUCUCCUGAACCAGUGCCAAAGACUGAGACAGAGCCUCCUUCUGUCAAGGGCUCAAGUGGAGAAAACAAAAGAAAACGAAAACGUGUGCUAAAAUCUAAAACCUUUGUGGAUGAGGAGGGCUGCAUAGUGACUGAAAAAGUCUAUGAGAGUGAAUCCUGCACAGAUAGUGAAGAAGAACUUAAGAUGAAGACUUCCCCUGCACAGAGGCCUCCCUCCAUGACUGUGAAGAAGGAACCCAAAGAGGAACGAAAGGGCCCAAAGAAAGGAACUGCUGCUCUGGGCAAAGGAAAUAGACAAGUGUCCAUUACUGGCUUCUUCCAGAGGAAGUGAACUGCCAUCUCUGUUAGGUCAGAGAUGUGGAGUGGUCAAGGGACAAGACCAAGACAUACAGACUCUCUCACUUACUGUGUAAGUUCAUCCAGCGCCUCACCUCACCUGUAUCGAAAGACUGUUCUCCCGUCCUGUAAGGUUUAUGUGCCUUCAGGUUUUCAACAAAAAGGAAAUCACCUGGAAGCAAGAGGCAAAAGAAUAUUUAAAAAGCUGUUAUCUUCUAAUGACAUUUUUAAGCACAAUUUUGACCUGUCCAGGAGAAGAAUUCACUCCAAAAAUAAAUUGGAACAGGUUUCAGAAUUAUCACUGAACUCAUUAGUGGCUAAUCCACUGUGCCCGACCCACCCUAUGCCCUUAUCCAUCCAUUUAUGGCUCAGGAAGUGAUCCUCCUUGUUCUUUUGUAUUCCGUGGACUUGUGUGGGUAUUCUUUUAUUCCUGAAUUUUACUGGAUGUGUUUACCACCCCUCUAUCCUGCCUUCCCCACUACCACACUUCUGUGUGAAGUGUUUUCUGUAGUCUUUUAAAUCUUGGUUGGACUAAAGGCUGAAACAGAAAUCUCCCUGUAAUCCUCUUUUCCUCCAUUAUAAAGUACACUGACACCUGGCCACAGAUCAGCACAUUACUUUUGUUCUAGCCCUUUCACAAAAGCGCUUACUCUUUAGACCUUUACUUGCAGUUAAUGGUUAGGGAAAAGCCUCAGGCAGAGCAUGGAUAGAAAUGUAAUGAUGUAUUCAACCCCACCAGAAAUUACUUAGAGUCAGCAUUGAUGAUAUUAGAGGACUUGUCAUGCUGCUGACACAGGGUGUGUUUAUAAUACUCUUUGUGAUUUUUGUCUUCACCCCUCUCUCCCUUUCUCACUCUCAGUACCUAGAGAGGGAAACCCAUACAGUGAAAUGAAGACUAAAAAGAGAAGUCCUUUCUUACAUACAGUGUACAACAGUUAAGUAAAAUUUCUCCUUUUCAAGGACUGAGUGGUAGAAACAGCAAUUUUCCAGAAAGGUAAUGAGGAAGAGGUAAAGCACAUUGUCUAUUGAUGCUGCUUCUCUGUAUUUUUAACUCCUUCAUGUGCUUAGAAAUACAGGCUCCCCAAGAAGAGAUGGAGAGACUGAGUCAUUGGUAGAUCUAAACAUUUUCAUUUGUUACUUAUGGAAAGUCAUUUAUUCCAGUGAUAACUUGGAAGCGACUUCCUUUAUGGCUGGACAGUGAGCUCAGGGGAUGGAGGUUGUGUGGCGGUGACCUUGCACAGUGAGCUCUGGGGAAAGGAACACAGGCUCAGCUGCUGGCAUGACUCAUGACUAACAGAUGAGAGAUGUCUGACUUGAUCCUUGCUCCUUCCGCCUUCGCCUGGUGUAUGUCGUAAGUGAUGCAGUCAGCCGUCUACUGUUUAAGGUUUGAAUUGUGACUGACCUUGGAUUAAUAGGAGCUUCUUUAGCAACUGUCACCCAGGGCCUUCCAGCCAGGCACCCCGUGGACUUGAUUAAAACCAGAGGUUUGGGAGAUGAGUCCCAGCAUUACGUCUAUGACUUGAGAAGGCAGAAGCUUUGUGCAGCAGGCUGAGUAAAGGUUGACACAUACCAAACCCCUUUCUUUUUAGAAUGUAAAAGGAUGGAGAGAAGGGUGGAAAGCCUGGACUUAAACCUUUACAAAAAAAUUCUGGAGCGGAAUCCCUUUUAAAUGGUUAUUUUUGUCAUUGCCUCCAGUCAUUUUUUUCUAAAUAGAAAUGGAAAAUUAAAGAAAAAAGCAACAAUCCAGUCUUUUUAAAAAAAAUUAUUAUGCUGGGAUCUCUAAUAAAAUCACAUUUUGAAUUGGAAAACUCUGGUGCUGGUGUUCUGUCUUUGCAAGGAUGAUGCAAAUCCUGUGAUCACUGUGCCCAGUACGCUGCCUACGCUCUGAGGCGUCUGUGAGGCUUAGUAAGUAGUAAGUGCUAGAUGUUUUCUUCUUUUUGUAAAAAAAAAAACCCCAAAACUCUACCAUGUUAUCCAUGAGUUAAAUAAAUUUGAGAAGUUUUUUAAAACAGUGCUUCAAA